AUGACCCAAAUAGCGAAGAUAUUGGGACCCAUAGUCAAGGCAAUACAGUCUGGUGAUAAAAAGGUGACGUUUUUUGAAGGGGCUGGAAUCUCCACAGCGGCAGGUAUACCAGAUUUUAGAAGUCCAGAUACUGGGCUAUACUCCAAUUUGGCUAAGCUAGACUUACCAUAUGCUGAAGCUGUCUUUGAUAUUGAUUAUUUCAAAGAAAAUCCCAAGGCAUUUUAUACAUUAGCUCAUGGGCUUUAUCCCGGAAAGUUUAUGCCUACAAAGUUUCAUUACUUACUAAGACUUUUCCAGGAGAAGAAGUUGUUAAAGAGAGUUUAUACACAGAAUAUUGAUACAUUAGAAAGAGUUGCAGGUAUUGAAGAUGAAUAUAUAGUGGAAGCCCAUGGUUCUUUCGCCAGAAAUCAUUGUAUUGAAUGCUCGUUAGAAAUGUCAACAGAAGAGUUUAAAAAACAAAUGUCUGAUAAACUGGUUAACGAUGGAAUUCCAACAUGCAACGAAUGUGGCGGUUAUGUAAAACCUGAUAUAGUUUUUUUUGGAGAAGCAUUGCCUGUGAAGUUUUUUGAUACCUGGGAUGAAGAUGCAGAUGAGGUUGAAAUUGCCAUAGUGGCUGGUACAUCAUUGACAGUAUAUCCGUUUGCUUCAUUACCGGCAGAAGUUACAAGCAAGUCGCUUAGGUUGCUUAUUAAUAAUGAAGUAGUUGGUGAUUUUAAACAUGGUAAACGGAAGACCGAUGUUUUAGCUAUUUCUGAUUGUGACGAAGCAGCAGUCAUCUUGGCAGAAUUGUUAGGCUGGAGUGAAGAGUUAGAUGAAUUGAUAGAUAAAAAUAAGGUUUUAUUUGAGAAUACAUAUUCUAUUGAUGAUAAGCGGGAUGAUAAAGAAACUUCUAAGAACUCCUUAACCAAGGCGUCAGAAAAGUUAGCUGAAGAAAUAAGGGACGCAGAAGCAGAAAAGGAUACUAAGAAGCCAGAAAAAUUGGACCCGGAAAGAAAAUCAAAGGAGGCCAAGUCAAAUGGUGAUACCGAUAACCUUGAAAAUGAUAUUUCGAAGUUAAAGAUCUAA
Messenger RNA from Debaryomyces fabryi, 1065 nucleotides. It is a transcript of the gene HST2, whose product is annotated as histone deacetylase. The transcript has a single exon. Lineage: Eukaryota; Fungi; Ascomycota; Pichiomycetes; Serinales; Debaryomycetaceae. Gene Ontology annotation, molecular function: histone deacetylase activity, NAD-dependent; NAD+ binding. The coding region runs from base 1 to 1065 and encodes 354 amino acids. The record is from RefSeq and is a predicted model, not a curated record.